Molecule: messenger RNA, 2080 nt
Organism: Peromyscus leucopus (white-footed mouse)
Lineage: Eukaryota; Metazoa; Chordata; Mammalia; Rodentia; Cricetidae
Product: lipopolysaccharide-responsive and beige-like anchor protein
Exons: 8
Coding region: 1-1020 (339 amino acids)
Biological process (GO): intracellular protein localization
Cellular component (GO): membrane; cytosol
Molecular function (GO): protein kinase binding
Source: RefSeq, a predicted model, not a curated record
AUGGCUUUGCCCAAGGUCACACAGCCAGGCGAGCGGACAGUUCAAGUGGCCGCAGUCACUGUGCCUGAGGCUGUCCAUGCCGCUGCACACCAGGAUUUUUUAAUCCAUGUGUGUUUAGUAGUUCUUCUUUCUUCUUCUUCCCUUGUUCGCACAGCCUGUGGCACAGGGACACAUAGGAGGCAGGUGACUGACCUUCUGGACCAGAGCAUCCAAGUUCAUUCCCAGUGCUUCGUCAUCACUUCCGACAACCGCUAUAUUCUCGUCUGUGGCUUCUGGGAUAAGAGUUUCCGGGUCUACUCCACAGACACAGGAAAAUUGAUCCAAGUGGUGUUUGGCCAUUGGGAUGUCGUCACUUGCCUAACUCGCUCUGAGUCAUACAUAGGGGGAAAUUGCUACAUUCUCUCUGGGUCACGUGAUGCAACCCUCCUUCUGUGGUACUGGAAUGGAAAAGGCAAUGGGAUUGGAGAUAACCCAGGCAGUGAGACCGCCACUCCACGGGCCAUCCUCACGGGCCAUGACUAUGAGAUCACCUGUGCUGCCGUCUGCGCUGAGCUGGGUCUGGUGCUGAGUGGUUCUCAAGAAGGGCCAUGUCUCAUACAUUCCAUGAAUGGAGACUUGUUAAGGACUUUAGAGGGUCCUGAAAACUGCCUGAAACCAAAACUCAUCCAAGCGUCACGCGAGGGUCACUGUGUCAUCUUCUAUGAAAACGGCUGCUUCUGCACCUUCAGUGUGAACGGGAAGCUGCAGGCCACCAUGGAGACCGAUGACCACAUAAGGGCCAUGCAGCUGAGCAGAGAUGGGCAGUACCUGCUCACAGGAGGAGACAACGGCGUGGUUAUAGUGCGGCAGGUGUCGGACCUCAGGCAGCUCUUUGCCUACCCGGGCUGUGAUGCUGGAAUCCGGGCCAUGGCCCUUUCUUUCGACCAGAGGUGCAUCAUUUCUGGCAUGGCUUCGGGGAGCAUCGUUCUGUUUUACAACGACUUCAACCGCUGGCAUCAUGAGUACCAGACCCGAUACUGAUGGUGGUGAAUGCACCUUGGUCCUGUCCCCGGCUGAGCGAGGAAGGACUCCGAGCAUCACCCCGUAGAGAUGGCUCUCACAUCUGAAUGUAACCUAAAUUUGCCUGAACAAGCAAAAUAUUUUUAAAAGUUAAUUGCUAUUUUUGUAGACUUUGCUUGACAUUUGGGGGGGUGGGAAACAGCAAAGCAGAGAACCGACUGCUGGUUUCUGUAGUUUAAAAAAAUCUAUAUUUUUAGUCAUAAUGAAAAGUCUAUUUUCACCAAUUAUGGAUACAGACAGUGGAGCCAAUAACCCCACUAAUUCUAACUAUGUUGUGAAAAACCAUUUCCCGUUUAUCUGGAAUCUUGAGAAAUCUGAUUUUAGCAAUAGGGAAAUGGACUCUAACACUGGGACAGGGGAAUUUUAUUCUGUACCGGGUCCUGUAUUUUUCUAGACAAUUGUGCUUCUUCAGUGCUGGAAUUUCUAGGAUUUUAAUAGUAAUGUUUAAAUUAUGACAAAUGUAAUUUAAAACAUCUCAGUGAAUUAUUUCUAUAUUCUUCUUCUUCAAGCAUGUGUUAGAACUAGAAAAUUAUGGUUUGGGGAAGGUGAUUUUGUUUUACUGUGUGGUAAACAGCAAAGAUCUAAGUUAUAGCAAUCAUAAAAUAGUCCCUGCUUUUUCCUGGCCUGGCCUCCUCAUGCACAAGGGAGAUGAUGGAGACGCUCUUGGGCUCACACCCUGUUUUCUUUUAUGAGUAAAUGUAAGUACCAAAGCCUGCCCAAGGUCACGUGCCCUGCAGUGAGGCAGAGCUGGGGAGCUCCCCCCCACCCCCACGACCUCAACCCCCACCAUCCUGGCAUGAGAUCAGGGCUACCAGGUACUGUGCUGAGCAUCACCCACCCACCCACCCUCUAUUUGUUAUGGAACUCUAUCUUCCUUUUGAUUAGCAGUUUGUACGAAGAAACAAUGUUAUUUGGGUGUCAUAUAAUUCUACUUUUUUCUAGUAGAUUGCUGUAUGGAAUUCUGUGAAAAUGUUUGAGAAAAGGUCUGUAUUACAUAAAUAAAAUCUUUGUAUGUUGUGAA